Molecule: messenger RNA, 1541 nt
Organism: Pimephales promelas (fathead minnow)
Lineage: Eukaryota; Metazoa; Chordata; Actinopteri; Cypriniformes; Leuciscidae
Gene: rasl12
Product: RAS-like, family 12
Molecular function (GO): GTPase activity; GTP binding
Source: RefSeq, a predicted model, not a curated record
GAUUUAUCAAACGCGAAUUUUACAAUUGCUAGCCUACAGUGUGAGCUUUGAAGAUUAUUUUUAUGUUCAUAGGAGGCGGAUUCACUUCAUUCCGUCAUGUGCUCCAGCCCACCGAACCAAAAUAUUCCAGCAUUAUUUAUUUCACCGUUCCCCUCUCGCAACAUCCUCUUCGACUGCAAGAGACGUCCAAAGCACAGAGAAAAUAAGAAAAUACACCACCAAUCUCGGACAAAUGUUUUGUUGCGUGUUUGUAGACAUGUCGUUUAUACUGAAGGCGAGCCAGCUGUUUUGCAGAGAGCGCUGGUGAGAAAUCAGAAGUCAGCAUCAUCCAGGAUGUCUCUGAUGUUUGGGAAAGCAAGAACGUGCAACAUAGUCACAGUUCCUGAGCAUGAGCCCUCGGAGUGUAACAUAGUGAUUUUGGGAGCUAUGGGAUCUGGAAAGUCAGCACUUACUGUGAAAUUCCUCACAAAGCGCUUCAUCAGUGAAUAUGACCCAAACCUUGAAGAUACUUACUCUUCAGAAGAAGUUGUGGACCAGCAGCCGGUUAUAGUCAAAGUGAUGGACACGGCUGAUCAGGAUGGACCAGUCAACUGUGAGCGCUAUCUAAGCUGGGCCAAUGCUUUCAUCAUUGUCUACAGCAUUGACAACCAGAAUAGCUUUCAGGCCUGCCAACAGUACAUAGAGACUGUGACCCUUUACUCAAAAGGCCUGCAGCCAGACGCUCCUGUCAUUCUUCUAGGCAACAAAGUGGACAUGGAGAGAUACAGACAGGUGAGCAAGGAAGACGGUGCAGCACUGGCCUCGCGGUUCGGCUGCCGGUUCUUCGAAGUUUCCGCCUGCUUGGACUUCCUUUCCGUUCAGCACAUCUUUCAUGAAGUCGUUCGGGAAGUGAGGCGAGAGACCGAUAGGAGUAUCCGUCCGCUCUUCAUCAGCGAAGACAAGUCCGCGAUCAGCCUGUCCUCAGCUCCUCCACUCACCGCCUGCUAUAAAGAGCUGCCCACUCCAGCCACCGCAAAGCUGGUUACGGUGAAGUCCUCCAGAGCUCAAAGCAAACGCAGAGCCCCCACGCUUACACUGCUCAAGGGCUUUAAGAUCUUCUGAUGUGAUGCUGCCCUCUUCUGAUACUGGAGAGGAUCUACCAGAGGGAACGCUUGUCUUGAUGUUAUUUAACAGGACCCUGAAGGAGAACAACGUCUCUCGCAUACUUGAGAAUGCAGUAACUGUAUGAGAAUGGACAAUGUAUUAAGUAUAGCCUAUCAGAGCUCAAAUUAAUGUCUUUGUUAGCACUUCUAAUAUAAUUUAGUUGAUUUUUUUGUUUUUUUUGCACCACUUCUUGCAUUUUAUUGUGAUAAAAACAAUUUCCAUUUUAAAUUACAAGGAUUCAUUGGGGACAUUUUAUUUUUUUACACAGCAGAAUAUAAAACCUAAUUAUGCACAGAAUUCCAAAGAAAGUUUCAGGAAAUAAACACAUGUAUCUGUGUUUGUUCUUGUUAAACUGUAAAAAAAAAAGUUUUUAAUAUUGAUUAAACACAUUAUAAUUA